Molecule: messenger RNA, 1043 nt
Organism: Radiomyces spectabilis
Lineage: Eukaryota; Fungi; Mucoromycota; Mucoromycetes; Mucorales; Radiomycetaceae
Exons: 5
Coding region: 76-861 (261 amino acids)
Source: RefSeq, a predicted model, not a curated record
GUGGAUUUUCUCUGGACGCUUCGUCUUGUUUUCAGUUUUUUUUUUUUCCACUAAAAAACCAAAAGGGAACAUCCCAUGUCGAGACUCCACAUCUUUCAAAAGGUGGCCAAUGUUUUGGUCUACCUCUUCUUCCUUUCUGCUACCGUUUACAGCCUCGUCGCCCCUUCUUCGGACGAUACCAUCGCCGAAGGACAAACUUAUAUCACUCCUUCCUUCUGGAUCUCUUAUGUUUGGACCAUUAUCCAUUUGCUUCUUGGUGGUUUCGUCAUCUACCAAUGGUUCAGCCCCGCUCAUGAAGUCGCCUUGCACGGUGUCGGCUGGCACUUUGUCAUCUCCGUCUUGCUCAGCGCGGCCUGGCUCGCUCUUUUGAAAACGGGUCACUACAUUAUCGGAUUCAUCUUUGUUCUCUUGACCGCCUCGUCUGUCUCGUACAUUUUCUACAGACUUGAAAAGGAAUAUGACAUCAACAACUGGUGGGAUCUCUUGUUUGUGCAUGCUCCCUUCUCCUUGUGGCACGGCUGGAUUGUCUUCUCCGCUGUCAUCAACUUGUUCCAAGCCUUCACCGGUGUCAACGAAGAUGGUCCUUCUGUAUUCAUGAGAAUCCUCGUCAUCCUUGGCAUUGUCUUCCUCUCCUCCACCGCCGUCGGCUACGUCCAGUUCAAGAAGAAGAAGGGUGAUGUUACUGGUGCCAUCGUUAUCGGUCUUGGCUUGAUUGCCAUCUUCACCAACCAGAACGAUCCCUGGAUUCACUGGCCUGCUUUGGUGGCUGGUAUUGCCACCUUGUUGUACGCAGCCAGUCCUCUUGUCUGCAAACUUCUCGGUCGCUCCUCAAGCAGCGAGUCCGCCCCUCUUCUCGGUUAAAAAGAUAUACCAUUUAGCCAUCUAGUAAUAAUUAACCGUCUUUUUUUUUUUCAUGUCAACGACACCACUUCAAGGGUGACUUUUUUUUUUCUCUCUUAAAGCUUAUUUCUUAACUCUACGAGAAAACAACAAAAACAAAAAACCAAAAUAAAUACUUUCGCAACUCCUGUUCAUUAUCCACC